Molecule: messenger RNA, 4561 nt
Organism: Pseudogymnoascus verrucosus
Lineage: Eukaryota; Fungi; Ascomycota; Leotiomycetes; Thelebolales; Thelebolaceae
Gene: CFT1
Product: mRNA cleavage and polyadenylation factor subunit
Exons: 5
Coding region: 75-4397 (1440 amino acids)
Cellular component (GO): mRNA cleavage and polyadenylation specificity factor complex; nucleus
Molecular function (GO): nucleic acid binding; protein binding
Source: RefSeq, a predicted model, not a curated record
CAAAGUCCGAAAAGCAUCCCAGUUGUCUCCAGACACCACGAAAUGCAUGGAUUGACACCAGUCGUCUACUCAUAAUGCAGUGUUUUACGGAGCUGGCGCCUCCCACUGCCGCCACACACUCCCUGACCUUACCCUUCACUUCUGGAACCGCUACGAAUCUCAUUGUCGCAAAGACCUCGUUGCUCCAGAUCUUCUCCGCCAAGACCGUUACGGUGGAGCUUGAGGCUGCAGGUUCAGGUGGUGACAACGAAGAUACGGAAGAUGCGAUCAUCAACAGCAGACAAUUGGGGGGCGACGAAGAUGGAUUCGAGUCCUCGUUUCUCGACCCAGACGCCGUCCAACGUUCAACACUCGCAAGCACAACAAAGCUCGUUUUGGUCGGCGAGUAUGCGCUCGCUGGAACUGUAACAUCGUUGGCACGCAUCAAGAUAUCCGACUCGAAGUCCGGGGGAGAGUCCUUGUUGCUCUCUUUCAAGGACGCAAAGCUUAGUUUGGUGGAGUGGGACCCAGAGAGACAUGGACUAUCGACAGUCUCAAUUCAUUACUACGAGCAAGAAGAAAUUGGCGGAUCUCCUUGGGAUCCAUAUCUUAGCAACUGCUUCAACUACUUGACAGCAGACCCUCGUGGCCGUUGUGCUGCGCUAAAAUUCGGAGCACGCAACCUGGCGAUCUUACCAUUUCGCCAGGGCGAUGAAGAUACCGCAAUGGACGACUGGGACGAAGAACUCGAUGGCCCAAGGCCAACUACCGCAAUAAUUACAAGCGACAACAAAGGCCAUGAAGAUACGCCUUAUGCACCGUCAUUUGUUCUCCGACUAUCGUCACUUGAUCCAACCCUCAUCCAUACCGUUCACCUAGCAUUUCUUUACGAGUACCGCGAGCCUACGUUUGGAAUUCUAUCUUCAACAUUGUCGCCAUCCUCCUCCCUCCUCGAUGAGCGGAAAGAUCAACUCUCAUACAUGGUCUUCACGUUGGACCUCAACCAAAAGGCAUCAACGACCAUCUUAGUAGUGACCGGCCUCCCGUACGACUUAUUUAAAGUGAUUCCUCUGCCAUCGCCCGUUGGCGGAGCACUUCUUGUUGGAGGCAAUGAACUCAUUCAUAUUGAUCAGUCUGGAAAAGCCAAUGGUGUUGCAGUCAAUGCACUUGCGAAAUCUUGUACAUCCUUCGGCCUCGUCGACCAGUCAUCCUUGGAAAUGAGGCUUGAAGGCUGUGCUGUUGAACAACUAUCGGCCGACAAUGGUGAAAUGCUCAUUAUCUUAAAUACCGGCGAACUUGCGAUCCUCAGUUUCCGAAUGGAUGGCCGCUCUGUCUCCGGGCUAAACUUGCGCCGCGUUCCUUCAGAAUCCGGCAUUUCCAUGGGUGCCCAGGCAUCAUGCACCAGCCUUAUCAACCACAAUUCAAUGUUUAUCGGCAGCGAAGAUACUGAUUCUAUUGUUCUUGGAUGGUCUAGGAAGGCAAAGCAGGCUGGCAGGCGGCGGUCGCAGCCAACCAUUGACGCCGGAGAUGAUGCCGAUGUGGAUGGGACUGACGAGGACCAAGAAGAUGAAGACGAAGACGAUUUGUACGGCGAAUCCACAGCUGCGAUUCCUUUGAAGGGCGAAGUAGCUGCGGAGUCGAACAGCAAAUCUGGCGACUAUGCUUUUCGCAUUCACGACUCCCUGGUUAAUAUUGCCCCUUUGAGGGAUGUCACUCUUAGUAAGCCGGAUUCUUCUCGGCACAAUGAGAACGAGGAAGCUUCCAGCAGCACAAGACGUAAUUUUGAACUUGUGGGAGUUACCGGCCGAAAUAUGAGUGGCUCCUUGUCAUUUUUGAGGAGGGAAAUCCAACCGAGUGUCAUCGGUCGCUUCGAAUUUCCGGAGGCACGGGGAAUAUGGACUCUGUGUGCCAAACGGCCUUUGAUCAAGGGAUUGGAAACCGAAAAAUCCGAAACCACAUUAGAUACGGAAUCUGAGCUUGGAGCCCAGUUUGACCGUCUUAUGAUUGUGUCAAAAUCAACUGACGAUACGCCAGAGGAGUCAUCAGUAUAUGUACUAACAUCGGCAGGGUUUGAAGCUUUGGCAGAUACCGAAUUCGAGCCUGCAGCUGGAGCAACCAUCGAAUGCGGGACUGUAGGUAAUGGUAUGAGAGUCGUCCAGAUAUUGAAAUCGGAAGUCAGGAGCUAUGAUGGCGACCUUGGAUUGGCUCAGAUUCUGCCAAUGUUCGACGAUGAAACUGGCGCCGAGCCAAAGAUUGUCGCUGCAAGCAUAGUUGACCCCUACAUGUUGCUAAUCAGGGACGAUGCAAGCAUAUUUGUUGCUUCAUGUGACAGCGACAACGAUCUGGAAGAGAUUGAAAGGGGAGACGAUAGCUUGUUGACAAAUAAGUGGCUCUCUGGCUGCCUCUACAAUGAUUCUACGGGCAAGUUUUCCGAGACAGGAUCGUCAAAUGGAACCGGCACAGAAAAGACUGUUAUCAUGUCCCUGUUGAAUGCCGAGGGUGCUCUCUUUAUGUAUGCGCUGCCAGAUCUGAGCAAGCCAAUAUACCAGGCCACUGGAGUAUCGUUUAUACCUACAACAAUCUCCCCCGACUAUGCAACUCGCAGGUCCACUGUGGCUGAGACCUUGACUGAGGUCUUGCUUGCUGAUCUCGGUGAUUCUACGUCAAAAUCACCAUACCUCAUUUUCCGAGCGUCAAAUGACGAUCUUACAAUAUACGAGCCAUUCCGAGUCCCAUCUGAGGCUCCACGUCCUUUAUUGAAAUCUCUGCAUUUUCAAAAGAUCCAUAACCCUCACUUAGCAAAGACCGCGAAUCCAGAGAAGGAAGUGGCUGCUGAUCCAGAGUCAGCAAAACGAGAUUCCCCUAUGCGGGCAAUCGCCAAUGUCGGUGGCCUUUCAAGUGUCUUCUUGCCGGGUGACUCGCCUUCGUUCGUGGUCAAGAGCUCUAAGAGUACACCACGGGUUGUUGGGCUGGGAGGUAAUGGUGUUCGGAGCUUAAGCAGCUUCCACACAGAAGGAUGCGAUCGCGGAUUCAUAUAUGUUGAUUCGAAAGGGAUUGCUCGCGUUUCCCAACUAGAGCCGGAAACAAAUGUGACCGACGUUGGGUUGACGCUACGAAAGGUAAAGAUCGGAGAGGAAAUUCAAGCCGUGACAUAUCAUCCUCCGAAGGAUGUGUAUGUUAUUGGCACGAUGAUCAAGGAGCCAUUUGAGCUACCCAAGGAUGAUGAUUACCACCGGGAGUGGGCAAAGGAAGAUAUAACCUUCAAGCCGCUGACUGGGCGCGGGUUCCUGAAGCUGCUUAGCCCAACCACCUGGUCAGUAAUUGACGAGGUUGAACUCGACCCCCACGAGAUCAUCAUGUGCAUCAAGACACUCAACCUUGAAGUAUCUGAGAAUACGCACGAGCGGAAACAGCUCAUCACAGUCGGUACCGCGAUAUCCAAGGGAGAGGAUCUGGCCAUCCGGGGCCGCGUCUACGUCUACGAGGUCAUCACUGUCGUUCCAUUCCCUAACCGCCCAGAGACCAACAAGAAGCUGAAGCUCAUUGCCAAGGAAGAAAUCCCUCGUGGCGCCAUCACUGGGAUAUCUGAAAUCGGGACACAGGGGUUUAUGAUUGUCGCGCAGGGCCAAAAGUCCAUGGUGAGAGGCUUGAAAGAAGACGGGACUCUGCUCCCUGUAGCAUUCAUCGAUAUGAACACAUAUGUGACAACUGUCAAGUCGUUGCCAGGUACGGGCAUGUGCCUCUUUGCCGAUGCCAUCAAAGGUGUCUGGUUUGCUGGUUACUCCGAGGAACCAUACAAAAUGACUAUCUUUGGCAAGCAGUCGCAAGGCAUGGAGGUAAUAACCGCCGACUUAUUACCUAUCGGCGAUGAAUUAUACAUCGUCGUUGCAGACUCAGACUGCAACUUGCACGUUCUACAGUUCGACCCAGAGCAUCCAAAGUCUCUCCACGGCCAACUCCUCCUGCAACGUACAACAUUCUCCCUCGGCGGGCACAUGCCUACCACAAUGACGCUGCUCCCUCUCACCACCGCUCAGGCCCCCACCCCAGCCGUAACCUCAACAGAGUCUGAACCCACGAACCCAGUCUCAGGGUUACUCAUGACGCUUUCCAGUGGCGCAAUCGCCGUCCUCACCCCGCUCUCCGAACAACAAUACCGACGACUAAAUGCCCUCAGCAAUCACCUGUCGAACCUUCUCUACCACCCUGCAGGCCUUAAUCCGAAAGCUCACAGGAUAAGCAACACGGCGCCCGAAGCCGUGAUUGGAGGCCGACCAAUCGUGGACGGCAGUGUGUUGUGGAGAUGGCUGGAGCUGGGAAGCCAGAAGCGGGCGGAGGUGGCGGGGCGGGUAGGCGUUGACGGAGAGACUAUUCGGGAAGAUCUCCAAGAGAUUGCUGCGGGACUAGGGUAUUUGUGAGGAGGGUUGGCGGUCUCAGGGUCUCAGGGGUACUCGUGUCGCCAGAGAGUCUGAGAAGGGACCGGGCGGAACAGCCACCCAAAGGUUCCAAACAGCCCACAGACGCUGUUGUUGCUCAAGUAGCUUGUAGAAAUUAAAAAUUAAAAUAUGAUUCUCAAUCACUC